Planococcus citri (citrus mealybug) is the source of this 1044-nucleotide messenger RNA. Its product is annotated as protein D3-like. Bases 164 to 847 code for a protein of 227 amino acids. Lineage: Eukaryota; Metazoa; Arthropoda; Insecta; Hemiptera; Pseudococcidae. The record is from RefSeq and is a predicted model, not a curated record. The transcript is spliced from 7 exons.
CUUCACUGUAUAAACUCGAUAAAAAUAAUGUGCAGCAUGAUUCCUGAAUGACCAAUUUUUCUUGUGAUUUGACAAAAAACAAACCAAGAGUAUCAACAUUUGACUCAAAAAACCGAAAAUCAAAUGGAUCAAAAAAACUAAUAGGAAGAGUACAUAUUUUAUCAUGUUGAUGUUCCAUUGCCAUUUUCGACGUAUUUGUAUAAUUUUCUCAAUACUGAUCAAUUUCAAAACAACAUGCUCAGACAGCGAUUUCAUACAAAGAAUGACCGAAGCUCAAAUCAUCCCUCUGAUUACUCCUAGAGCUCCAAAACAUGAAAUAGACAUUUAUUACCCAAUCGAAGGAGUAUUUACGAAAAUUAAUGCAGGAGACAUCCUCGACGAAUACUUUGUACAAAAACAACCCGAGCUGACUUGGUCAUUCCGUGAGAAAACGUAUUACACACUUUGCAUGAUUGGUAUGACGCCGAAUGACUUAGACGUUGAGUUUUCUGGUUCAUCUCAAGCUGAAACUUCGGAAAGACCGCUAAUGCAACAAUGGGAACAAUGGCUCGUGAUCAAUAUACCAGGUUUACAUAUCAAUGAAGGCAAUGAACUAGCAGCUUACGAACCUCUACCUUUACCACUGGAAAAUGCGACGGAUUGUUACAUAUUUCUUAUCUACGAACAAACGGAGAAAUUUGAGAAAUUUCAAGAUCUCAUGAUGACCAAUACUUCGGGUGAAGACGAUUAUCAUUCGAUUGAGUUGGCAAGAUAUUUUGCUGAAACGCAACGACAAACCGAUCCUUGGGCUGGUAGUUUUUUCCUCGUAAACGGGCCAGGGCCAGUUCCAGAAAAUAUCAGUAACUAAUACCCUGAUUUACUAAUAACGAAUUAAACAGUUUUGCAACACAAAAAAAACACUCAUCGCAAAUUAAAUAUUUUUUUAUUAGUUUCUUUUAAACGUAGAAAUAAAAAUAGGUAAUAAUGUAAUGAAAAAAAGAAGACCUCGAAUACAUGACUUUCAAGAUUUCAUAGAUCAACAAUAAAUUGUAUAAAAUAUUUUUA